AUGGCUCGCCCCGUUGCGCGAAGCGCUUUUGCUCAGCCAAGGCAAAUCACCCCCUCCGUAUACUUCCAGGCCGUUCGAUGCUACGGUGCGAGCGCUGGUCUGUCACAGGAUGAGGUCACUGGCAGAAUAAUGGAACUUUUGAAGAACUUCGACAAGCUUAACGCCGAAUCGCACUUCCACAACGACCUCGGUCUUGAUAGUCUGGAUACCGUAGAAGUGGUCAUGGCAAUUGAGGAGGAAUUCAGCAUUGAGAUCCCCGACAAGGAGGCGGAUGCCAUCCACAGUGUCAAGCAGGCAGUGGACUACAUCAUGGCCCAACCCGAUGCGCACUAA
Molecule: messenger RNA, 333 nt
Organism: Pyrenophora tritici-repentis Pt-1C-BFP
Lineage: Eukaryota; Fungi; Ascomycota; Dothideomycetes; Pleosporales; Pleosporaceae
Source: RefSeq, a predicted model, not a curated record